UCUCUCCUGCGACUGCGGAGGGACGGGAGUUGGUGCUCUGUCACGUUUUGUUGGAUCUACCAACAUCUUGCCAAGAUGAGACUCAUUUUUGUUCUUGCUGCGGUUGCGGCUCUGGUGACGGAAAAUCUAGCACUUCCAGUGCGAAAAGAAGAGCAGAGAGAAGAUGUGGUCAGGCGAUGUUUGGUUGAAGUCCUAUCCAAAGCUCUCUCCAAACUAGACUCUCAGCUGGAUCAGGAAUGCAAAGACAUUCUCCAAGCAGGGGUAAAACAUGCGCCACUGGACAAGAAAAGUGGGGAGGGGAUAGUAACUCAUCAAGAGGUGGUCAAAAGUCAUCCUGAGGAUACUGAGGAAAAAACUACGGACUUGAAAGACAUUGAGGCACUCCUGAAAUCUGUGGAGGAGAAGAGAGAAAACCCAGAAGACGAGCGCAGCCAAGAAUCCUGGGGUCUGGGUGAUGAGAAGGAGAAGAGGCACUACAACGAAGAGGAAGAAGAGCGAGAGAAGAGGAGCAGCUGGAGGCCUGGAAGAUACCACCAAAGGAAACACAAACGGGAUGAAGAAGAAGACAGCGAGCGCAGUCAGGAGAGUUGGGGAGUAGAAGAAAAGAGAUCAGAAGAAGAAGAAGAAGGUGAAGAUAGAGAGAAGAAGAACUGGAGGCCUGGAAGAUAUCACCAAAGAAAACACAAACGAGAUGAGGAACCUUUAAGAGAUGAAAGGGAGGAACCAGAGGAAGAACGUAGCCAAGAAUCCUGGGAUGUAGACAAGAGGCACGGGAAUGAGGAUGAAGAGAGAUACAAGCGCAUAUGGAAACCCACACAUCGCUACCACCACAAGAAAAAGCUCCACAAACGUGGUGAUGAGCCUACCUCCUCUGAUGAGGAGGAAGAUGAGGAUCGCAGCCAGGAAUCUUGGGGUCUUGACGAGAGAGACAAGAGGGACUGGAGACCAGGAAGGUACCACCAGAGGAGACAUAAGCGUGAUGAAGAGCUCUCAGAAGAAGCCAGGGAAGAGCCAGAUGAAGAACGUAGCCAGGAAUCUUGGGAUUUUGACUCCGGAAGAGAAAAGAGAGACUGGAGACCAGGAAGGUACCACCAGAGGAGACAUAAGCGUGAUGAAGAGCUCUCAGAAGAAGCCAGGGAAGAGCCAGAUGAAGAACGCAGCCAGGAAUCUUGGGAUUUUGACUCCGGAAGAGAAAAGAGAGAAUGGAGACCAGGAAGGUACCACCAGAGGAGACAUAAGCGUGAUGAAGAGCUCUCAGAAGAAGCCAGGGAAGAGCCAGAUGAAGAACGCAGCCAGGAAUCUUGGGAUUUUGACUCCGGAAGAGAAAAAAGAGACUGGAGACCAGGAAGGUACCACCAGAGGAGACAUAAGCGUGAUGAGGAGCUCUCAGAAGAAGCCAGAGAAGAGCCAGAUGAAGAACGCAGCCAGGAAUCUUGGGACUUUGACACUGGAAGAGAAAAGAGAGACUGGAGGCCCGGCAGGUACCACCAGAGGAGACACAAACGUGAUGAGGAACUCUCAGAGGAAAAGCAAGAAGAGGCAGACGGCGAACGCAGUCAGGAGUACUGGGGGUUUGACAAAAGACAUGCAAAAGACGAGGGAGAAAUAGAUAAGCGUAUAUGGAAACCAACACACCGAUACCACCAUAAAAAGAAAUUUCACAAGCGUGGCGGAGGCUCAUCAGAAGAAGAGGAAGAACAGAGGGGUGCUUCAGAGGAAUAUGAGGAGGCUACAAAUGACAGGGGCGAAGUUCUGAGGUAUCUGGCAGAGAAGCGCAAUCCCUGGAUUUACAGAGGCUACUACCAUCCUGCCUGGUUUAAAAGGGAUUCAGAUGAACAUACUGCAACCUCAAACAAGAUUGAUGAACUGGUUAAGUUGCUGAGCUAUAAGAUAAACCAGCUGGCCAACCAUUCUAAUAAAGAAGAGGAAAAGAGAAGCACGCGCCAGAGAGCAUUUGCCCCGCAGGAGGAGAAAGAGCUGGAAAACCUAGCAGCGAUGGACAUGGAGUUGCAGAAAAUUGCUGCCAAGUUGCAUGACAACAGUGUAUAAGCCAGAACGCACAUCAUUUCAAGACACCAUCAGCCGUCAUUGGAUUAAAGCUGCUGUUUUACCGUAUGUCUAAACUGAUGUUUUAUCAUAUGUCUGCCAAUUUAGUGUGCUUACAGUGUCACGAAAAGACAAAAAAAUAUGAUAGAAAAAAAAAUUCUGGAGCCUUGCUAAAAACAUUUGUAUCAACUUGCUCAUCAUUGUGUUUGUGAUAUGUUGAUGUUAUCAAAUUAAUCAGCAUGGGAAUGGUUUUGAUGUUUAUACAUAUAUAAACAUGUAAUCGUGUGCUGAAGAGUUUGUUCCAUCUGUACUCAAUAA
Xiphias gladius (swordfish) is the source of this 2364-nucleotide messenger RNA. It is a transcript of the gene chgb, whose product is annotated as chromogranin B. The record is from RefSeq and is a predicted model, not a curated record. NCBI's taxonomy places the organism in Eukaryota, Metazoa, Chordata, Actinopteri, Istiophoriformes, Xiphiidae. The coding region runs from base 76 to 2049 and encodes 657 amino acids. The transcript is spliced from 7 exons. Gene Ontology annotation, cellular component: secretory granule.